GCAUAAAACCUGCGGAAUUCGUCAGUACGACAAAUAAUGGAAUCUUUAAGAAAGGCUAAGAAGAGACUGAGGCGGUAUCCUAAUCUAAUGGCGCAGUGUUACGAAUUUGCAUCGAAGUAUGCAGCAUGUGUAUUGGCAAAAUCCAAUUUAGAGAAGAACGCCUGCGCGGCAGAGUUCAACGAGCUCAAGAGAUGUCUUGUGAAAGUUGCUGCGAGCGGCAAUACGAGGUUAUAAACGAUCGAACGUAGAAGACGUUAGAUCCAUAGCAAG
Odontomachus brunneus is the source of this 270-nucleotide messenger RNA. RefSeq lists its product as uncharacterized. The record is from RefSeq and is a predicted model, not a curated record. Gene Ontology annotation, biological process: mitochondrial respiratory chain complex I assembly. The transcript has a single exon. NCBI's taxonomy places the organism in Eukaryota, Metazoa, Arthropoda, Insecta, Hymenoptera, Formicidae. Gene Ontology annotation, cellular component: mitochondrion. The coding region runs from base 37 to 234 and encodes 65 amino acids.